Molecule: messenger RNA, 1800 nt
Organism: Carica papaya (papaya)
Lineage: Eukaryota; Viridiplantae; Streptophyta; Magnoliopsida; Brassicales; Caricaceae
Source: RefSeq, a predicted model, not a curated record
UGUUGCAGAACACCCUUCCGUUAAUGAAAAUGGAGCUAAUGAUGCUUUGAAGCUAAUGUUGUCACAAAACUUUUCCACACAAGGGAUUGAUUUAUUGUUAAAUAAUCUAACACCACAUGUGCCAGACCAUGCUGGUGAUCAAUUACAAAUAGUUGAUGCUUUUAUCUCAAACAGAAGCCUGGAUAUGCAUCAGUCAGACUUGAUGGAACAAACUUAUGACUCUGCUGACCUUACAUCAUUUGAUGGAAGCAAUUUAAGUGACAUGGAAGGCGAAAGUCUUGUUGAGCGGUUGAAACAACAAGUUGAGUAUGACAGAAGAUGCCUUAAUGCUUUGUAUAAGGAGUUAGAAGAAGAAAGAAAUGCUGCUGCUAUUGCUGCAAAUCAAGCAAUGGCCAUGAUAACAAGGUUGCAAGAGGAGAAGGCAGCACUGCAUAUGGAGGCACUGCAGUACUUAAGAAUGAUGGAAGAGCAAGCUGAAUAUGAUGUAGAUGCCCUGGAGAAAGCUAACGACCUUCUCGCUGAAAAGGAAAAGGAGAUACAAGAUCUGGAGGCAGAGCUAGAAAUUUGUAAGUUAAAGUUGCCUGAUGAAUUGUUGGGUGAGACUGUUCCUGCAAAAGCAAAUCCAAAGGCUCCUUUUGACUUUACGGGUUCUAGUACCAUCGAAGGCAUGUACGAGCCUAGUUUUAUACGCUCUUCAUGGCCUGAUAUUGAGAACGAAAAGCUUUAUAUUGCAAAAUGUUUAAAGUGUUUGGAGAGGAAACUUUAUCAAUGUGCUGAUAAUGGCACUUUAACUGAUGCAUUUGAUGCGGAGGGUUCUGAAGAAGAAAUUGAAAGAAAGAUACAUUUUCCCAAUGGUGAUGGAAUUGAGAUAAAUGGUCAGAUGAAAGAGAAUGGAAUUUUAAUUCAGAAAGACUUAACCAUGCCUGACCCUGGGCUUCUUGUCAAAGAAGGGUCUACCUUUUCAAAUGGAAAAAAUCAAGUUGUUGGUGAAGAAAAGAAUCUUUGCAUUCCCAACGAGCAUAAAGAUUCCACGUAUAGAGACAAUAAAUUGGUCGCUUUGGAAAAUGAAAUCUCAGACCUCAGUGAAAGGUUGGAGGCACUUGAGGCUGACUGCAAUUUUCUUGAGCGCUCUUUUAACUACCUUGAAAAUGGAGAAGAGGGGCUCAUAUUUAUACGACAUAUUGCCUUUCAGCUGCAAGAAUUACGGAAACUUGGCAUAAUGCGAAAAUUACCUGUUCCGUGAGUUUUAAAUGCACAAGCUAAAGAUAUACUCCGAACGUGAAGGUACUAACAAGGAAACCUAAAGUGCAUUAUCAGGAAAAAAGAGGGAAAAAGAAAACUUGUGUGCAAAGACUAAAGAAUUCAAGCUGUAUUGCUCUACCUUUGCCAACAACUUUAAGGAGUCGAGAUAAGAUUUUGCUUGAAUGUACCACCUUAAAAUCGAAUGAGAACAGAACAAAAUUCCUUUUCCGAAGGAUUUGUAUGACUCCAUGGAUCGAUCAAAUCAUAUUCAGGAAAGAAGCGCACCCCUCCAGUGUCCCCUCCUUACCAGGAUGGAUUUUGUGCUGCUAUACGAAUUUAGGUUCAGAAAGGAGUAUUUGUUGACUGCAGGUUUGAGAGAUGAGACCUUUGCAGAUUGGUGUAUUUAACUUUUCCAAUGUUUGAGAUUGGUUCCCAUUAGCUGAACAACUUAAAAUUGUACAUUUCCAUCUGAUUCUAUCUGUAUUUGGUAUUUAUAUAUAGAGGAGAUAGCACUUUUUUUUUUUUACACUUUUUGCCGGCAGACAUGAGUCUGUUGCC